Lathyrus oleraceus (garden pea) is the source of this 492-nucleotide messenger RNA. RefSeq lists its product as uncharacterized. Gene Ontology annotation, biological process: DNA repair; telomere maintenance. The record is from RefSeq and is a predicted model, not a curated record. Bases 1 to 492 code for a protein of 163 amino acids. Gene Ontology annotation, molecular function: DNA helicase activity. The transcript has 3 exons. Lineage: Eukaryota; Viridiplantae; Streptophyta; Magnoliopsida; Fabales; Fabaceae.
AUGGCUAGCAGUUACAAGGAGAAUAAGCGCCAGAAUAUGGAGCAGUUUGCAGAACGUGUAUGGAGCAAUUUAGAUAUAUCUAAAGAUCAAUUGAAGAUAUAUGCAUGGACCGAUAUUAAAAUUUUGUUACAAAGUAAUGGUAGAAGCUUAACGGAUUUUCCUACAAUGCCUCAUCCAAAUAUGUCACUACUCCCUGAAUAUCGAAACAGAUUGGCAGAUGAUGAAUUAAAUGAUGACACAGAAACCAAUUUAAAAGCAAAGGCGAAACUAAUCAUAUGGGAUGAAACUCCAAUGAUGCACAAAUAUUGCAAAGGUAUGGAUAGAAAUUUUAGAGAUAUUCUUCGAUUUUCUGAUGAAGGUAAUAUGAACACUACAUUUGGUGGUAAAGUUAUGGUAUUCAAUGGUGAUUUUAGUAAAAUUCUACCUGAUAUACCAAAAGGAACCAUGUUGGAAGUUGUGCACGCUACAAUCAAUUUUGAUGGGUCAUCAUGA